Cebus imitator (Panamanian white-faced capuchin) is the source of this 2360-nucleotide messenger RNA. RefSeq names its product decaprenyl diphosphate synthase subunit 1 (gene PDSS1). Gene Ontology annotation, molecular function: prenyltransferase activity. Lineage: Eukaryota; Metazoa; Chordata; Mammalia; Primates; Cebidae. Gene Ontology annotation, biological process: ubiquinone biosynthetic process; isoprenoid biosynthetic process. Gene Ontology annotation, cellular component: mitochondrion; transferase complex. Bases 805 to 2052 code for a protein of 415 amino acids. The transcript is spliced from 12 exons. The record is from RefSeq and is a predicted model, not a curated record.
ACCAGAACAGCACAGGCAGAUCCGGCCUUAGAGCUAAGGAGAAGUCUCAGGUAUCUCCCAGGCUGGAUACGCGCAGGUUCAACAUUACCAAACAUUAAGGAAUCCCACGCAGCUCAGUACACCCAGGUGUGAGCAACAUUGCCAAAUUAUAUAUAUAAGGCGUUGGGAGGCGACUCCAAAAGCCGAGAGGCCGGGCUAACUUAGCUUCUGUUUCACAGCAGGACCGAUCGUGGUCGGACUUGCUCCUGGGAAGAUGCGGAGGCUGGCACUUUCUUCAAGAACAGAUUGCAAAAGGCAGCCACCUCCGCGUGGCAGGUCACCGCCAGGAAAGGCAGACGCUGAAACCGUCGCCUCCGGCUUAGGCCGCAGAGCGGGAAGCCGAUUCUCUGAGUAGUUAGCGCGGGUACGGGUGGCGCUAGGUGCUAUUUCCAGCUGACAAAUGGUGCCCCCGGGACAUUUUUCCUAUGACUGCAGGCGUGGCCUGUCCCCCUGCCCGGCUUCGGGGAAGGGGUGGGGAUAGGAGGCUCGCCCCGGGGAAGGUCACGCUCGAGGUCCCCGGGCCGGGCCUCCGCGCGCCCCUGCCCCGCCGCCUCCUGGGAGCGGCCGCUGUGCCCGCCGGCGGCCGACUGGCAGACGCCCGAGGUCCCCGCGCCCGCAGCCGGGCAGCACGCGGGGAGGAGGUCGCCGCCCGCCCAGGCGUGGCAGAAGCGCUUCCUGUGCCAAGUUUCCGGCUCCGGGUUCCCGGAAGAGGAUCGCGGGCCAGAGGCGGAGCCGCCGCCCUGCCGCGACUUUCAGACUCCGACUAUGGCCUCGCGCUGGUGGCGGUGGCGGCCGGGCUCCUCCCGGAAGCCUGCGGCUCGGAGUCCGGAGCCUGGUUCCCCCGGCCUAGCGGGGCCGCCGGGGCCGCGCGCCGCUGCCGACGCCCGCUUGCAGGCUCACAGGUGGAAGGGACUUGACUUUUCUCAGAUACCCUAUUUUAAUCUUGUGAAGCAUUUGACAUCUGCCUGUCCAAAUGUAUAUAGUUUAUCACGGUUUCAUCACACAACCCCAGACAGUAAAACACACAGUGGUGAGAAAUACACCGAUCCUUUCAAACUCGGUUGGAGAGACUUGAAAGGUCUGUAUGAGGACAUUAGAAAGGAACUGCUCAUAUCAACAUCAGAACUUAAGGAAAUGUCUGAGUACUACUUUGAUGGAAAAGGGAAAGCCUUUCGACCAAUUAUUGUAGCACUAAUGGCCCGAGCAUGCAAUAUUCAUCAUAACAACUCUCGACACGUGCAAGCCAGCCAGCGCACCAUAGCCUUAAUUGCAGAAAUGAUCCACACUGCUAGUCUCGUUCAUGAUGACAUUAUUGACGAUGCAAGUUCUCGAAGAGGAAAACACACAGUUAAUAAGAUCUGGGGUGAAAAGAAGGCUGUUCUUGCUGGAGAUUUAAUUCUUUCUGCAGCAUCUAUAGCUCUGGCACGAAUUGGAAAUACAACUGUUAUAUCUAUUUUAACCCAAGUUAUUGAAGAUUUGGUGCGUGGUGAAUUUCUUCAGCUUGGGUCAAAAGAAAAUGAGAAUGAAAGAUUUGCACACUACCUUGAAAAGACCUUUAAGAAGACCGCAAGCCUGAUAGCCAACAGUUGUAAAGCAGUCUCUGUUCUAGGAUGCCCUGACCCAGUGGUGCAUGAGAUCGCCUAUCAGUACGGGAAAAAUAUAGGAAUAGCUUUUCAGCUAAUAGAUGAUGUACUGGACUUCACCUCAUGUUCUGACCAGAUGGGCAAACCAACAUCAGCUGAUCUGAAGCUCGGGUUAGCCACUGGUCCUGUCCUGUUUGCCUCUCAGCAGUUCCCAGAAAUGAAUGCUAUGAUCUUGAGACGGUUCAGUUUGCCGGGAGACGUGGACAGAGCGAGACAGUAUGUAUUACAGAGUGAUGGUGUGCAACAAACAACCUACCUCGCCCAGCAGUACUGCCAUAAAGCAAUAAGAGAGAUCAGUAAACUUCGACCAUCCCCAGAAAGAGAUGCCCUCAUUCAACUUUCAGAAAUUGUACUCACAAGAGAUAAAUGACAGCUCUUCCUGUUCUUUCUGGCAGCUAUCUUACCAGACUGUGCCUAAAGAAUUUUAUGGAAUACACUGUUUGCUUCAUGUGCAGAUAACCAAAAAUCAUUUUAAAAGAUAUCACUUAUUGAUGGGCAAUUUAUUUUUUUUUUAUUGCAAAAGUUUUUCCAGAAAACUUUUUAAAUGUAGUUAAACCAUCUGAAUCUGUCAUUCUAGUCCUAUAAAUUCUAAUCGAGGUAUCUUGGUUAUAUGUGGUAUUGUUUACACUGUUAAUAUCCACAUGUAAGGCCAUUAUACAAAUAAAUGAUAAAAUUCAA